Elaeis guineensis (African oil palm) is the source of this 477-nucleotide messenger RNA. The record is from RefSeq and is a predicted model, not a curated record. Lineage: Eukaryota; Viridiplantae; Streptophyta; Magnoliopsida; Arecales; Arecaceae.
AUGGGACGCCGGCUCGGGGAUGGGAUGCUGGUUCAGGGAUGGAAUGUCGGAGAUGAAGGCAUGGGGAUGGAGUCAUGGGAAGGCGGUAUGGGUCGGGGCCGUGGGGUCAAGUCGGCGGGUGGGGCCGCAGGCUGGGGGCAGUGGGGUAGGGGCCAUGGGGUCAGGCCGACGAUGUCAGGGUCGGUGGGGUCGAGGCAGCUGCGGGCAUGGAGGGAUAUGGGCUCGGGGCCAUGGGGUUGGGCCGGCAAUGUUGGGGCCGGCGGGGUUGAGGUAGCCGCGGGCGUGGAGGGAUGUGGGCUCGAGGCGUGGGAUGCCGGAGGGACAGGGCGGGGAGGGAUAGGGUGGGGAGGGAGGAAAGGAGUGGCAGGGGGGAGGGUUGAGGGGGGUUUGGAUGUCGAUGAGAGGAGAGCGCACUGGGGCCGUGGGAUGCCGGAGGGACGGGGUGGGGAGGGAGGAAAGGGGGGUUGGGAGGGUUGA